Moneuplotes crassus is the source of this 2518-nucleotide messenger RNA. The record is from the annotation of a GenBank genome assembly. Lineage: Eukaryota; Ciliophora; Spirotrichea; Euplotida; Euplotidae.
AUGUUCAAAAUUACCAAAACUGGACGGUAUAAAUCAAGGCUCAAAACAGGCACACAGAAACACUCAAGAAGGUUAAAAAGUCUCAGGAUUACCUCUGAAUCUGUCAAGAUCAAUCCUCAAAAACGGAAACUCGACAGAUCAAAUCAAGAUUUAGAAGGUGAAAAGUCACCUCCAACCCCCGUAAUGGUUGAAAGAAGUCCUAAAAAAUCUUUCAAAGAAGUAAUCAUCAGAAAGAGGCCUCCUCCAAAACUAGAGUCAGCCCAAAAACAUAGAAGGGAGAUCAAAAUAUCUCUUGUAGAAGGAAUUCGCUACGAAAGUCCUGGAAAAGAUCAUGCCGAAGAAGUACCAGACAACACAAAAUUCUUAGAGCUUAACUAUCGUAAAAGAGGGAAAGAAGACUCCUUCUCCAUUGGUCCCUCACUCCUGCAAGAGGAGCCAUCCGAUGUGGACUUCGUAGCUAAAUUUAUCGAACAAGCUGCAGCUGCAUCUGGGAUUUCCUAUAAUAUGACUGGAAAUUACAGCUCUGAAUCCCCGAUCAAGAGAAGACGGAUUAGCAACAAUCCGAAGAUAUAGAAAAAUCUGAUGAACAACCUCAAUCACAAAAGGAAGGCGAAGGAGUAACUUUCUGCGAGGAUAGUUCAAAAAUAAAGUUCUCUGAAGUAGACAAACCCAAGAAGGAUAAUAGUCUCUCUCAUUCAGAAAACCCCAUUAAAAGCAUUUCAUCCAAAAAGGACUCUUUCAGAGAUGAUACAAGGAAUUAUGGCGAAGAGACUGGCAAAACAAUCUUCCAAAAUAGCUCUAUCGACAACAAGCUUGAUGUCAAGGAGAAAGUGAACCAUUCCAACAGAAAAACACUGGAUAGCAACUCCAUUAGAGGUAACAGUCGGAAAAGUGUCGAUAAUACAUCAACAAGGCGAGGACAGAUUCUUUCCAACAUGAACUUCAACCUUUCAUGCAAAAAUAGUGCUUAUAUAGAUAGGGAGCAGAGAGCUCGAGAAGAAGGAGGCAAAGUGCCAUUUAUCAACAAUCUUUCCCAAAACAAAUACGGACAUCUCCCUAAUAUCCAAGUUGAUAUCCCUAGGACCCACAAGGAGCUGACAGCAUACAAUAACCCAAGGGGUACUUCUAGUCACCAAAACCAGAGAUCUAAAUAGCAAAUCUAAGCCAAAGAGAGUGACUAAAGCUCACUUAAAGGACGAGAUGGUAGCAAAUGACUCCCAUAGUAUGAACAUCUUGAUCAGGAAGAAGUACAAACAAACUCAGCCUGAAGAGCCAACCCAAAAACGAAUAAAAUCAAAAACAGUUGAUAAGCGGAAGAUCAAGAAAAGAGACAAACCAUUUGCGAAGAUGUGGUUCAACCCAUUCCAAGGAUUCUACGCAAAGGAUGACCCCAACCUCAAGGUCAGUUCAUUUGUCCAACAACAGAGGAAGGUCUCCAAAUCAAGCAAAGGGUUCAGGAUCAGACAUUAUGGCCAGACUUCUGGUAACAAGAAGACUUUUCGACCCCACACUGGUAAUAGGAACAAUAGUAGAGGAACAUAUGCCAUCCUAGAUACCUUCCAAGGCCAUACAAGAGUGAAUAGUAUGGCAAAUUCAAGAGGUUUCCAAGACUCUGAGGCAAAAUUCGACUCGGUCCACAACCUCAAGAACCACGAAUCCUUCUCCUCAGUCAAGAACAUCAGUGAAAACCAAGGAGCCACUCCUAAGGAAGAAUCUGGAUUCAAAGACUUCUUGAAUAACGUUCCUAGUAUCCAAGAAGAUCCUCAGAGCACAAGCUUGCUCCAGAAAAUCUCGUUAUCAGACCAAAAAGCAAUGCUCAGUUAUAACAUCAAUCAAGACGAAUGUGAAAAGAACAGGCGAAUCCUGGUUCAAAUUAAAUAAACAGAUCGAAAGUGAUAAAAUAGCCUCAAAAAUGCAUAAAUAAAGUCCUUUCAUGGCAAAACAAGAAGCUUAAUUUCAACACCAGCUUUGAAGAUCCUCCCAAACCUGCAGGCAGAGUUGGGAGCAAUACAGAGCAGUCCCCACCUUCAAAGAUGAAAGUAGAAUAUGCUUACAAUAAUGAAAAGGCUAAAUAAGAAGCAAAGACAACAUCCCAGAAAUCCCUAUUCAAAAGGCUUUAAGACAGCCCAAACCUCGCACAGAAGAACCCCAGUCACUCGCAACAGCAAAGAGAAGUUAUGGGAGGAGUAUACUAAACAGCAGGCCCAACCAGGUCUGAUAGGUAUCCUUAAGUACAAUCAAGACCGUCAAGAUGCUCUUCCUGACUCUCCGAAGAAGAAUCUAGCAGAACACUUAAAGAAGAAAAGUCUUGCUAGGUUCAACCUUGAUAUAAAUCAUGAUAAAGAUGCCAGAAAGACAAAACUAAUAGAGGAAAGACGCAUGCGGAUCUCCAACCAAGUCGAUAAAGAGAUGCGGGAAGAGUUCUUCAAACCCUCCCUAGACACCUCAACCAAAUACUCGAAGAUGGCAGUGCUAAUCCCAACUUUCAAAGAGCUAAUGUAAUCUCAAUCUUAGUAUA